CAUGUUUAAUUUAUUUAUCAGGCUUUUUUGUGCAAAGUAAUGUACAUUUUGUGGGAUAAGCAGCACCUGACGGUCCCUGAACCAAUCCGCAUCAAGGGCCCAGAAGUGACAUCACUUCGUCGAGCCUAAGAUUGGAACUGGCGGCCUUCUUAUCGCAGCCGCAGUGGCUAUAGUUGUUCCACUGUUUUAUUCCGCUUGUAGUAAAUUGAACCGCUGAUUCAGCGCAGGGUCAGCGUCAGCCUGGGGGUGUGGGGUUGCGGUGUUACUCAGUGACCUACUGUGAUAUUUAUUUGUCAUAAAUAAUUUCUGGGUGUGUAUAAAUGAUUGUAAUCGUAAACUUGUUGCUGUGUAGUUUGAACAGAUUUUCAGAUGUUAAUAUUCUGGGAAUCUGCAGCUUUUAAUGUUCAAAUGGAGGACAGAACUGGAAAAUGAACCUUAAUCUUUAUGUACCUCGUCGUACCGCCCCUUUGAUGAAUACGUGCAAUCUGUCAUUUGCGGGUCAAGCACGUUUUGUUGCAAAUACUAUAUGCCCAGGCCACUAAAUAAGCAUACAUUUGAAAAUGCUUCAGGGUAAUGUCGGCGUGUGUGUGUUGAGAAUUGUUCAACAUGUGUUGCCCUUACAUUUGUCUUUUAUUUUAAAGGGAAUUUUCUGAUGGAUGCGCGAUUGUGGUUUAUCUGUGAAUGCAGAUCUUUAAGUAAGAGGCAGUUUUUGGGUUCGUUAAGCCCAUUGGGCGAAAGUGAGUCACGUGUGCGACGCAUGGACGGGAUGUAUGCCUACUAGCUGAUAUUAUAUAAUUAACCAUAUUACUGUGUUUUUGCAUAGCCACGACUCCUCAGCUGGGUCUCUUGAAACGUAGAUGCAGCGUUUUCCUUUAAAGCGGUGCCUAGUAGGCCGUGCAGUUGUUGCCUUGUGUAACUGUCAGUCAUGAUGUAGCUGGAAAAGGGGGUGAUGUCAGCGUCUUAAUGCUAGGGGAGACACAUCACGGCGAUCUGUUAGUGUGAUCAGCCUUGCGAGAUCUGCUACGAUACCAAGGAUCCCGCAUCCUCCUUAUUCUCCCGCACCUCUCCGUCGGGCCCGAUUUAAUCAUGGACAGCGAUGACGAAAAUAUAGAGGAGAUCGUUGAAGGCCCCCUCGAUGAAGACGACCAGCCACAUGGUUUCUGCACCAUCACCUACUCGUCCAGUGAUCGCUUCGAGGGGCACUUUCUGCAUGGGGAAAAGAACGGCAAGGGGAAGUUCUACUUCUUUGAUGGCAGCACGCUGGAGGGCUUUUACGUGGACGACGCCUUACAAGGCCAAGGCAUCUACACCUACGAGGACGGCGGCGUGCUGCACGGCACCUACGUGGACGGCGAGCUCAACGGCGCCGCCCUGGAGUACGACUCGGAGGGCCGGCUCAUCUUUAAGGGCCAAUACAAGGACAAUAACCGCUGUGGACUCUGCUGGAUCUUCUACCCCGACCGAGGUGCUGUGGUGGGCGAAGUCAACGAGGAGGGCGAGAUGACAGGAGAGAAGGUUGCCUAUGUUUACCCGGAUGGUCGCACCGCCCUGUACGGGAGCUUCGUGGAGGGUGAGCUGAUGGAGUCCCGGCUGGCCACGCUGGUGUCCCAGGACAGCGGCCAGCCGCACGUCCAAGUCGUCCCCGACAGCCCCACCUACACCUACGACAAGUCCACCUCCUCCUGCAUCAGUGCCCACUGCCUGCUGCCGGAUCCCUACGAGUCCCAACGGGUUUACGUGGCCGAAUCGUUAAUCUCAGGAGCCGGAGAGGGGCUGUUUGCGAAGACGGACACGGAGCCCAACACGGUGAUGGCUUUCUACAACGGAGUUCGCAUCACGCACACAGAGGUGGACAGCAGGGAUUGGUCUUUGAAUGGCAACACAAUUUCUCUCGACGAGGACACAGUGAUUGACGUCCCCGAACCAUUCAACAACAUCAAGAUGUACUGCGCCUCGUUGGGCCACAAAGCAAACCACUCCUUCAACCCCAACUGCAUCUAUGACCCAUUCGUCCACCCUCGCUUCGGGCCCAUCAAGUGCGUGCGCACGGUGCGCCCCGUGUGCCGGGACGAGGAGUUGACGGUGGCGUACGGCUACGACCACGCGGCCUCAGGGAAAAGUGGGUUGGAGGCCCCCGGCUGGUAUAAGAGGGAGCUGCAGGUCCACCUGGAUGGCCAGGCGUCCCGGUUGCAGUGAGACGGCCCCCACCCACCCCAACAGCUACACCGUAUCGCCCCAGCCUCCACCCCACCCCCAGAUGACUGCACCAGGGGCUACCACCACAGACCACACCACCACCGACACACAGCGCAGGAACUAUGCACUACAGACCAACCAGGGAUUCAAACUGCCUACUGCUGACGUCAGUCUUCAAGCCAACAUGUCAGGAUACAAGCAAAAAGGUUCUAUUCCUUCAUAAACACGUGGAACUGUCUUGCUGUAUGCCUAUUCUGUCAUCCUUCCCUCACUCCUUAAAUCUCUCUCUCCCCUUCGGUCUUUCACUCGUUCUCUCUGUAUGCAUGAAUAUUACAUCCAUAAUAGUAUCGUACGGUAAAUGCUUUACACUGAAGCUCUAUUGAGGCAUUCCUGACUCGUCAGCAACUGCAUAACCCGACUGGCCCAGUCAGCCGGGUCUCCCUCUGGCCUUCUGACCAGUAAGCGUUUAGCCUAUAAAUGUGUCUACAUCCUCUACUCUGGUGCAGUGUUGUUUGGUUUUUGCUCUUUAAGUUUUUAGGGAUUUUGACAUCAAACCCCUCUCCCUAAAAAAGGAAAAAAAAAAAAAAAAUGUUUGCACCCUCUUUCAACCGAUUGCUUAACUGGCAAUUCAAGGAUCAGGAGUCGUCUGCCUGCUCAUUUAAAUGUUUAUACAGCUUCUAAGCAGGCAGUCCACAAAGGGUUCUUUUUUUUUUUUUUUGAGAAAAGUGCCGAAAGUGGAUGGAUGAAUGAAUGAAUUCUAGCAUCUAAAUGUUGGUAUCAGAACAAUUUUUAAGCCGCUGUUAAAAGGCAUUUCUAAUGAGGGGGUUUUGCACCCCUCUAUGCAUGUGGUCUUGUUUUGACUGAAGUAUGAUGUGUUAAUUUAACUGUUUGUCAUCUGCCGCCUUGAAUCAUGUCACACGCCACAAAUACCAUCAUUAUAUAUAAAAUAAAAAUGGGACUUAACUUGCAGCAUUAGACCUGCUGAAAUCCUAAUAGAAGUAUUAUUUGUAGAAGUUUAAUGAAAUCUUAACGAAAAACAAAAAAGGAGAAAAAAAAAACCAAAACAUUUUGCUUGCCCCAACUCGAAAAUAUUCAGGGCUGUAACUUUUUUUUUUAUCCCCAAUAACAAAAGCGUGAAUUGUUGUGUGUAUUACAGCAGGAUUAUACAUGUUACAUGCUAUAUGUAUCAAAUCUCUUUCCCCAGAAACACUUUAUAAUAAAUUACAUACAUACAUAUAUAUAUAUGUAUGUAUGUAUGUAUGUAUACACACACACACACACACACACACACACACACACACACACACACACACCUAUGAAAUGAAUUUUUAGAAGUCCAAAUUUGUGUGCGCUACACAACAUCUCAUUACACAGUUCUGAUGACAGUUAGCCUGUAUGUUUUUAGACGGAUCUUUAAACUCCUCACUAAACAAACGGGGUUCUGACGUGUGUGCCGGACUGGGUUCUGAGCCCAGUGUAACUGAUAAUCUGUAUGCAAUCAAAAAUUUGCGUCGGCAGUUUAGGUAGCCUAAGUCAAAUGUGUAUCAGGGCACCGACCAAAAGGAAUACUUUUUCGAUGUAUGAUGCAUGUCAGAUUUUCUCCUGUAGGUAGGAGUCGGCUUAUUUUAAAAAUUAUUCACUUGAGAUGAAGACACAUAGAAAGAUGAGAUUAAUGUCUAAAUAGGUCCCAUUUUUAAGUGGAAUAUGUCGUAGUACUGAGGGAGCACUUUGAUGUCUAUAUAUUUAUUUGUCCCCUGCUUGGUUUGUGCAUUUUGAAAAAUCAGAGCUUGGAUAUAUACUCAUUUAUAUUCAUUGCCCAUGGGGUUAUUUACAAAUAAAAAUAUUAAUAGUCUCUAGGUAUUGAUGUAAUAUCCAGUAUGUUAUCACCAUUUUGAAAUCCUCUGUCACACUUAAGUAGCUGUCCAUGUGUAGCAAUAACAUCGAGGAUUCAGAGUAUUUGAUGUAACUAAAUGCUGUCACUUUUUUUUUCCCACUAACAGUCACAAAUGAUAAGGUAAACCCUUUGAGUAGUAUUUAGUACUUGGGAUUACUCAGGAUAACAAUGACAUGGAUACAGUAUUUCUGCAACUGGUAAAUUACAUUUAUAAUUAUGUUCUUUGAUAAACAAAUUAGGCAAUUGCACACAAUUCCUUUUUGUGAUAAUUAAAUGCAUUGACUAGUAAAGAUUUUAUUUACAGCACUAUUUGAAGGCAAAGUAAAUGAAACCAUCAUUGAUCAUGCUGUGUUGGUCAUAAGUUGUGUUUUAAAUUACGCAUUUCAAAUUGUCCAAAUUGUGCAAAAUGAAAAUGUUUGUUUUACUAAACUUGUCAGCAAUGGCAUGUGACACAAGGGCAGUGGAUACAACACCCCCCCCCCCCCUCAAAAAUACUGUGUAGAGAUGAAAUGGUUGUACUGUACAUGAAAAUAGGAGGAGCUUGCACCGUGAAAUUUGCAACAACCAGUAUGUGUGUGUGACCUUAUUGGGUUGUGAAACUUAUUGAAAAGCACACAGAGACUUUAAGUUUCUCGAGGGAAUCUGUGUACCGACUGUCACGGCUGACGAGCUCGGACGGGUCCAUUUAAAGGGUUUAUACUGUAUUUAUUGAGAGAUGGUGUGUUUGUUAAAAUGUUAUCAUCAUACUAACAAUCAGGUUACAACACCUUAGAGGCAUAACGAGACAAAGUCUAAAAAAAAAAAAACUAUAUAUACAUAUAGACACAAAACCUAGAGGUGCUACGGUGGAAGGUGGUGAAGCAGGUGGGCUUUGAUCAAGUCAUAGUCCAACACCUGUGAUUCUUAAACGUAGUUCCGGGAGCCGACUCUGUAAGCCGGUUCUCGUUUCACUUAAAAUCUUCAUUUAUCCAGUUAAAUUCGGCUGUUAAGAAGUAACUGAUUGAUUACUACUAAGUGCGAGCUACUGAUGGGAAGGAAAAAUUAUGCUGAGAGAUUUAUGCCGGCAGCUCAAUAUCAGGGGCUUUAAACUCAAACCUGAACCGGCGUUACACAGUGAUUUUAGGUUAGAGAACGACUGCGUUAACAAACGAAACGUUUUGGAUGUGUGGUCGUCCAUACAAAGAUUUCCAAGCCUUAGGUACGCGGGUCGCCGUUGCGGCCUGCGUUUGAUCAAACCAAGCAGGUGAGCCGGCAUGGCGUUGUUUACAAGACUUGAUACCAGGAUGACUGUGUGCAAGGGAGUGCAAUGCGUGUGCGUUUUUACUCUUAGAUGUGUAGGUGCGAGUGAAUACGAGAUGUGCUCAAAAUGGCAUCAGCAAGCCUUUAAAACAAGGUGUGUCUGGGAUGACUCUUGUAUUACAUUUCAACAUAUAAUAAAGUAAUAAUUACAACGAUAA
This is a messenger RNA of Paramormyrops kingsleyae, 5547 nucleotides long. It is a transcript of the gene setd7, whose product is annotated as SET domain containing 7, histone lysine methyltransferase. Gene Ontology annotation, biological process: heterochromatin organization; regulation of DNA-templated transcription; peptidyl-lysine monomethylation. The record is from RefSeq and is a predicted model, not a curated record. Gene Ontology annotation, cellular component: chromosome; nucleus. Gene Ontology annotation, molecular function: chromatin binding; protein binding; histone H3K4 monomethyltransferase activity. Lineage: Eukaryota; Metazoa; Chordata; Actinopteri; Osteoglossiformes; Mormyridae.